UUUUUUUUUUUCUUAUCAUCUUUUAUAUAUAUAUCUCUAUCUACGUAUCGAUCAUGCUUUUACGUACCACUCAACGACUUGGAUCUAUUGCCAACCAAGGUAUGACAAGAUACACUAUGAAUGUGACGCGAACAUUAGAUUCAUCAAGUAGAAAGUCAACAGUAUUAUCACGAUCAUUCCUGCAAUCACAACAUCGUAUGGGAUAUGCUUCGUCAGCUGCCAAUAGAAGAACACCAACCCGUACUAUUCGUAUUCCACCUGUACCGUUAGCAUUGAUUGGACUUGGCUUGGCAUGUCUUGGAGUUGGACUGUACGAACAUUUCACAUCAGAUGUUCAAAAAUACCCUACACCUGUUCGCACCGCGCUUCGUAAAGCAUUGUACUAUGAACGCAAGGAUCCCAUGUUGGCUUUACCUUAUUUCCAACAAGCAUUUGAAGAGGCAUUAAAACCUGACAGUGGAUUGGCAUUGGAUGGUGCACCUUUGACUGGGAUUUUGAUUCAAUGGGGCACUUUGUUGGAGCGACUUGGAAGGUUAUCUGAAGCUCGACAGACAUUGAUCAUGGCUCUACGACAUUUACUAGGUAUGGAGAAUGUAUCAUCAUCAAACACGACAAGUUCGCAAUCAUCAUCAUCAGAGGCAGCAACGGAGACAACAACAAUGAAACUUCCAGAUCAUGCUAUAUUCACCUUGGAUUGGACUCGUUUACCAGUAAUGGAACAGAAAAAGAUAGUGGGAUUAUGUUUGAAAUUAGGUGAUGUGAAUGCAACACUUCAUCGUGAUGAUGAGGCAGAAAAAUGCUAUGUGGCGGCUGUAGAACAUUUAUUGGCAAGUUCAUCAACACCAUCUUCUGAAAACACAUAUGGUGAUAAGACUCAUCAAGAUCAACAUACUCGUCUAUUUGAUCAAGAACAUUUGCCCGAUUGGUUGACUUCUACUGAUGUAGGUGUGGCCUUGGCUACUCUAGGACAAUUUUAUGCAUCAAGAAAGAAAUACAGUUAUGCAAUUCAUCUCUAUCUUCGUGCAUUAUCAUUAGGUGGAAUGGAUAAUUGUGAAUCUACGGUACUGAUGAACAAUCUUGCGGAAUCUUAUGUAGCUCUCAAUGAAUUCAAGGAAGCCAAGAUCUGGGCAGAAAAAGGGAUUGCAUUGGCUCAAAAUCCAAAUACUGGCAAAGUAAACAAGGAUCAAUCUAUCUGUGAUGAAUCUUGUGGUAUAUUGCUUUUUAAUCUAGGCAUGAUCUUCGAGCAAAUGCAAGAUCGUGAAAAGGCAAUUCAAAUGUAUCAACAAUCUAUUCAACAUGCUCGACAAUACGAACAAAUGACCUGUGUCCAAGAAGCAUUGAAAGCAAGAAAACGUGUGGAAUAUGAGUUGGCUCGGGAACAACAAGCAAAAAUCGCCUAGACUUAGAUUUAGAUUUUAAAAAAAAAUGUACAGUAUAUUUAGAUUUAGUUAUCAUGUUUCUAGAAAAUCAUAUCCUUGCUUUCAAUAAAAUGAUGGCGUACUUCGAAAAAAAC
Molecule: messenger RNA, 1513 nt
Organism: Halteromyces radiatus
Lineage: Eukaryota; Fungi; Mucoromycota; Mucoromycetes; Mucorales; Cunninghamellaceae
Exons: 3
Coding region: 54-1400 (448 amino acids)
Molecular function (GO): protein binding
Source: RefSeq, a predicted model, not a curated record